AUGACUACUUCAACAAAGACAACAACAACUACUACAACAUCAUUAUCUUCAAGAAUAAUAAGUAAGAAGAGAGUAAAGUUAGAUGGUGCUAGUGUUGUUGUGGAGAGUGAGGAUGAUAAGUUGGGCAAUGCAAUAAAGAAGAUAGAGGGUGAUACGUUGUAUAGACACUUUAGAACACCUCAGGUGUUUAGAAGUUGGUUACAAGAUAAUCACAAGACAUCCAAAGAGAUAUUCAUUUGUUUCUAUACAAAGGCAUCUGGCAAGAUGGACAAAUGCAUCAGUUAUGUCGAGGCACUGGACGUGGCCCUGUGCUUUGGCUGGAUUGAUGGUGUGCGCAGGAGGAUAGAUGAAGAGUCCUACUGCAAUCGUUUCACGCCUCGUCGUGCCGAUGGCAAAUCUAAUUGGAGCAGUAUCAACAUCAACAAGGUGGAGGAGUUGAUCAAACAGAAUUUGAUGACCGAGGCCGGUCUGCUUGCCUAUUCCAAGCGCAUGGUGGCAACUGUCCACGAUGCCAUUAAGAUGGAGAACAAAAAGAUUGAUGGUCAGUAUCUCGAGAGGUUAAAGUCAGAGAAGAAAGCCUACAAAUACUUCCUGUCAACAACUGAAUCCUAUCAAAGGAUGGCCAACAGAUAUGUAAUGUUACCAGUCAGAGAGCAGACAAUAUGGGGACGAUUGGACAAGCUAAUCGAAGCGUCCAAGAAACAGGAGAAGAUGUAUCCAUUCAAUACAACAGCCGCAGAGAAGAAGAAGACGACCGCCAAGAACAAAAGGAAGCAAGAGUCAUCGUCCGAAGAUGAAAGUGAAUAUUCUUCAGAGGAGGAUGACGAGUCUGAGGACCAGUCAUCAUCUUCAUCGACUGAUUAA
Acytostelium subglobosum LB1 is the source of this 864-nucleotide messenger RNA. RefSeq lists its product as hypothetical. The transcript has a single exon. The coding region runs from base 1 to 864 and encodes 287 amino acids. Lineage: Eukaryota; Evosea; Eumycetozoa; Acytosteliales; Acytosteliaceae. The record is from RefSeq and is a predicted model, not a curated record.